Anoplopoma fimbria (sablefish) is the source of this 2819-nucleotide messenger RNA. It is a transcript of the gene serinc3, whose product is annotated as serine incorporator 1. The transcript is spliced from 10 exons. Gene Ontology annotation, cellular component: membrane. The record is from RefSeq and is a predicted model, not a curated record. Bases 189 to 1628 code for a protein of 479 amino acids. NCBI's taxonomy places the organism in Eukaryota, Metazoa, Chordata, Actinopteri, Perciformes, Anoplopomatidae.
UACAAGCCAAGCACGUUGAGCUAUUUGAACUGUCCGUGUUGCGUCCUGCCCGGCCGCCUCAGUUAGUUACCCUGCUGUGUGUGUUUGGGAUCCACCCUGGAGGAACAGAGCAGACGUGACUGGAGGAAGAACACGGAUUUACCACACGGACUGUCCGCUCCUGUAACGGUGCUGGAACUGGAAAAGACAUGGGAGCCGUCCUGGGAGCCUUUUCCCUCGCAAGCUGGGUGCCGUGCCUGUGCAGCGGUGCAACCUGUCUGAUGUGCAGCUGCUGCCCGAGCACCAGGAACUCCACGGUGACCAGGGUCAUCUACGCCUCCAUCUUGCUGCUAUGGACCAUCGUUGCCUGCAUCAUGCUGUCGCCGGGUGUGGAUGAGCAGCUUAAAAGGAUCCCAGGCUUCUGUGAAGACGGGGCUGGCUCUUCUAUCCCCGGCCUGCAGGCUGACGUCAACUGUCAAAUGUUCGUGGGCUACAAGGCAGUGUACCGCAUCUGCUUUGGCAUGAGUGUGUGGUUCCUGGGGUUUGCCGUUCUUAUGAUUAACACCAAGAACAGCAGAGAUCCCCGAGCCGCCAUCCACAACGGAUUUUGGUUCUUUAAGUUUGCUGCCUUGAUGGCCAUUACAGUCGGUGCAUUUUACAUUCCAGAUGGGCCUUUUACCUAUACGUGGUUUGUCGUGGGCUCCGGUGGAGCUUUCUGUUUCAUUCUGAUCCAGCUGGUGCUGCUGGUGGACUUCGCCCACUCCUGGAACGAGUCCUGGGUGGACAAGAUGGAGACAGGCUACUCCAGGUGCUGGUAUGCAGCUUUGCUGGGGGUCACGAUCCUCAACUACAUCCUGUCAUUUACUGCUGUCGUGCUGUUCUUCGUCUUCUACACCAAGCCUGAUGGAUGCUUCAUCAACAAGUUCUUCAUCAGCUUCAACAUGUUGUUCUGCGUCCUGGUCUCUGUUGUCUCUGUGCUGCAUAAAGUUCAGGAGUCUCAGACACGUUCAGGUCUUCUACAGUCCUCCAUUAUAACCCUGUACACCAUGUAUCUGACCUGGUCUGCCAUGACCAAUGAGCCUGACCGAGCAUGUAACCCCAGCCUACUGAGCAUCUUUCAGCAGAUUGCAGCCCCCACACCUGCCCCCCUGGAGAUGGAGAACCAGACAGCCGUGGUGAUCAUCGGCAUAGACGAACCGGUUCUGACAUCCCCCUACCUGCAGUGGUGGGAUGCCCAGAGCAUCGUGGGGUUAGCAAUAUUCGUCCUGUGCAUCCUCUACUCAAGCAUCCGUUCGUCCAGCACCAGCCAGGUGAACAAGCUGACCAUGGCCUCCAAAGACUCGACCAUCCUGGCUGAGGGCGGCAGCAGCCCCGACCUCUCAGAGGAGUCAACAGGACCCAGGCGGGUGGAGGACAAUGAGCGUGACUUGGUCCAGUACAGCUACUCCUUCUUCCACUUCAUGCUCUUCCUGGCCUCACUUUACAUUAUGAUGACCCUCACCAACUGGUACAGCCCCGAUGCAGACUACACCAUAACCAGCAAGUGGCCAGCAGUGUGGGUGAAGAUCACAUCCAGCUGGGUGUGCUUGGCCCUGUACACGUGGACCCUGGUGGCCCCGCUGAUCCUCACCAACCGAGACUUCAGCUGAUCAGCGACUCCACCCUGGCCUCCACAAAGCAGAAACUCUGACCAUACUGCCUACAUCUUAUUCUCAAAAUGAACUCGCAUUUUAUACAUUUGACUGGAGUUUAGUUUAAUUAUUUCAGUUGAACAAUUGGGUCAGGUUUAGAGGUGCCCUAACAGCUGCUUCAGGUACAGGUAAUUACUGUAGUGAAAACAUCCCAUUCGUUUGUUUACAUUUGUAAUGUGAACUGAAUAAUAUUGUGAAUUUUCAAUCAAAUACAAUGUCAAAAAAAUGUAUGUGCUCUCAACAAUCUAAAUUUAACAAAAAAUAUUCGUCAGAUUUAAUAAAAUCCAAAUAUUUUCAUUCUGCUUAGAAAUAUGAAUGUAUUAAAGUAAUAACAAUGGUUUGUAAACCGCACACAGUAGUAAGCCCAUAUAGUUUACUGCUAUGCCUUCCAAUGCCUUAUAGCCUGUAACAUUUUUCAGAUAUGUGAAUAUAUUAGGAGUAAUAUGAAGUACAUGAUUGUAGUAGUAAACUGUUGUUGGUAAACAUGGCACAUUCCUACAAUAUGACUCAAAGUCAAGAUUCUGAAAAAUAUCUAUGGACCAAGAUAUUUAAUGUAAAGGUGUCUAUCAGAUGUGAUAGUUUCAGGUUUUAAUAUAAAUCUGCACAGUGACAGACAUGCACUGGACAGACAGAUACAAUCAGAAAAAAAUCUUUAAAGCUGAUAUGAGUGAUGAUGUAAUUAUUCUCUGUGCAUCAUUGUAUGACUCUAAAUAGUACGCAAUAGCUUUUAUGUUUAUUAUGAUUUUACUUGCAAAGAGUGUCAUAUUUUUUUUAAUCUAAGAAUUACAUUUUGUAAGAAAUGUCAGGGAAUGCUAUUUGAAUGGUUAAAUAUGUUUGAGAAUAUGAAUCAAACCAGACUUGUAUGAUACAAACGCUGACCAAAUGCCUUGUAAGCCAAAGUGAUUUACUGUAGUCAGUAUGUAAUUCAUGGUCAUUUCUGUUUGCUUUGACUCCGUUUUCACAACCGAGAUUCUCUGUGCAAAGCUCAACAAUAUUAAAUGAUCUAGUCCAACGUGCAUGUUGUUUUUUAGAGUAUCAUUGUAUAGGUCCAACAUUAAAUGUCAUCAUUGUUUCAUGUUAACAAAUCAUUAUCAUAUGGAUCCUUCAAACAAUAAUUAUCAUCAACACAGAGAAUGCAGUGUUUCCACA